AUGGGUCUCACAUUCUCGCGUCUGUUCGACCGUCUCUGGGGAAAGAAGGAGAUGAGAAUUCUCAUGGUCGGUCUCGAUGCCGCCGGAAAGACCACCAUCCUCUACAAGCUGAAGCUCGGUGAAAUCGUCACCACCAUCCCCACAAUCGGUUUCAACGUCGAGACUGUCGAGUACAAGAACAUUCAGUUCACCGUCUGGGAUGUCGGCGGUCAAGACAAGAUCCGCCCUCUCUGGAGACAUUACUUCCAGAACACCCAGGGUAUCAUCUUCGUCGUCGACAGCAACGAUCGUGACCGUGUCGUCGAGGCUCGCGAGGAGCUGCAGCGCAUGCUCAACGAGGACGAGCUGAGAGAUGCUCUCCUCCUGGUCUUUGCCAACAAGCAGGAUCUUCCCAACGCCAUGAACGCCGCCGAGAUCACCGACAAGCUCGGUCUGCACAGCUUGAGACAGCGCGCCUGGUACAUCCAAUCCACCUGCGCCACUUCCGGUGACGGUCUUUACGAGGGUCUGGAAUGGUUGAGCAACUCGCUCCGCAAGGCUGGUCACCAGUAG
Messenger RNA from Aureobasidium namibiae CBS 147.97, 552 nucleotides. RefSeq names its product ARF/SAR superfamily. Gene Ontology annotation, cellular component: plasma membrane; cytoplasm. Lineage: Eukaryota; Fungi; Ascomycota; Dothideomycetes; Dothideales; Saccotheciaceae. Gene Ontology annotation, molecular function: GTP binding; GTPase activity. The transcript has 4 exons. The record is from RefSeq and is a predicted model, not a curated record. Bases 1 to 552 code for a protein of 183 amino acids. Gene Ontology annotation, biological process: intracellular protein transport; vesicle-mediated transport.